Molecule: messenger RNA, 693 nt
Organism: Tremella mesenterica DSM 1558
Lineage: Eukaryota; Fungi; Basidiomycota; Tremellomycetes; Tremellales; Tremellaceae
Exons: 1
Coding region: 1-693 (230 amino acids)
Source: RefSeq, a predicted model, not a curated record
AUGAGCGGGACAAGCAGCACCUCAUCAGGCGAGCAAAGUGGGACAGGUAGGGAGGCAGACAACGCUACAAGCACACUUGCGGUGGUGGGUCCAUUGACCGAUGGCUCCGUUCCCGAAGCCACUGCCAACUUUGACUCGAGUUUACUCCAGGAUCUGCCUGUCACCAGAUUGGUAUAUGCAUUAUAUAUAGAGGACAAUGAUGGUACCUCUACAGCAGCCGAUGAGCCCGUCCCCCCAUCAGGAUGGGUGCAAUUGGCCUACGCUUUUAAAAAAGCAGCCAACAAGGGAAACAGGGGUGAAGCCACGGAAACAGAUCAUACGAUGGCUGACGACGUCAUUGGUAUGAUCGCUUCUCUUAUUCACAACACAUUGAAGUUUGUGAAAGGUGAAGGACAGGAAUCCUCCCUGGACACGGUUAUUCAAAAAGUUUUGGACAGAUCUAGCGGCAAGUUGUCAACACUCAAUAUUCACAGAUACACAGGUGCACAGCAGGAAGACUUCUGGUCUGUAGUUAGGAAGAACUUGCCGCCUAACGAUGAUACUACAUAUGAGGGCAGUGUUGCCCAGGAAGUGGGGGGCUUGUGGGGUAAUUCAGCUUUUGGUAUGUAUCGAGUCCCCUAUGAAAGGGAACCUGACAGUGACUCAGAUGGGCAUGUUUAUGAUGAUGUGUCACGAAGUGACAAGACAGUUUGA